CUGGCGUUCUAUCUCGCCGCCUUGCGGAAACUGAUUUUCUAUUCAAGGAGGAGGAGCAGGUCCUCCCUGCGAAAGACGCUCAGCGCAAGUUCUAUCUACACAGAAACGCCCGAUCAGCAGCAGAGCUGCUGGCUACUAUUUGGCAUCCGAGCACCAACGCCUAAGGCCUGCUCAGCUCCAGUGACCAGGCUAUGUCAAGCAUAUCUGCGGUAUUGAGACAGGGAGAGUCACGAUCAAGCGUUUCCUCUACCGCAGCCGAAAUCAAGAAAUGCGGCAAAGCAAAGCAGUGGAGCGCAGUACUGAAGCUUUUGCGGGAUGCACCACAGUCAAAUUUUCUAUGCAGUAUCGCCAUCGGUGCUUGUGGGCAGUGCAAGCAAUGGCAGCAGGCAUUGUCACUGCUCAGUGGUAUGCGUGAGUCGAAGAUGGAGCAGGACACCAUCAGUCACAGUGCUGGAGCUAGCGCGUGUGAGAAGGGAGGGCAGUGGCAGCGUGCGCUGCUGCUGCUCAGCGAGUCGCGGGAAGCAGGGCUGGAGCCGACGGUAAUCAGCUACAACAUUUGCAUCAGCGCGUGUCGGUCCGGUGGGCUGUGGCAGCAGGCGCUGUCGUUUCUCGGGGAGUUGCGAGAGGCGAAGCUGGAGCCGACUGCUAUCAGCUAUAACGCUGGCAUCAGCGCGUGCCAGUCAAGUGGACAGUGGCAGCGUGCAUUGAGGUUGCUCCGUAAUCUGCGGGAGGUGAAGUUGGAGGCCGACGUGAUUAGCUACUCUGCAGGAGUCAGCGCUUGUGGGAGUGGGGAGCACUGGCAACAAGCAUUGUCAUUGUUCAGCGAGCUGCGGGAAGUGAAGCUGCAGCCGACGACCACCUGCUAUAACAUUGGAAUCAGUGCGUGCGAGAGAAGCGGGCAAUGGCACACAUCUUUAUCGUUGCUGAGGGAGUUGCGGGAAGUUAAGCUGCAACCGACCAUUGUCAGCUAUGGUGCCGCAAUCAACGCGUGCGAAAAGUGCGAGCAAUGGCAGCAGGCGUUAUCAUCCCGGGUUGCUCGGCGAGUCGAUUGAAGCGAAAUUGAAGCUGGACGUCAUCAACUGCAAUGCUGGAAUCAGCGCGUGUGCGAAAGGCGGGGAAUGGCAGCAGGCGCUGGCGUUGAUGUGCACUCUGCGCGAGGCGAAAUUGCACCCGGACGUCAUCAGCUAUAGUGCUGGAGUUAGCGCGUGCCAGAAAUCUGGUCAGUGGCAACAGGCCGUGUCGUUGCUGACGGGUUGGUUGAAGCGAUGUUAGAGCCAGACGUCACGAGCUAUAGUGCAGCAAUCAGCGCAUGUGCUACAGGUGGUCAGUGGCAGUAUGCCAUAUCGUUGCUCACUGGCAUGAGUGCAGCAGUGCUGAGGCCAAAUAUCAUCAGCUACAGUGCUGGAAUCAGCGCAUGCGAGAAAGUCGGACAGUGGCAGUGGGCAUUAUUGAUACUUCGUGACUUGCGACAAGCGAAGUUGGAGCCAGGAGUCAUCAGCUACAGUGCUGGAAUAAGUGCUUGCGAGAAGGGAAUGCAGUGGCAGCAUGCGCUGUCAUUGCUCAACGAGCUGUCUCGGUCGAAGAUGGAGCUGUGCGUCAUCAGCUGCAGCGCCGGAAUCAGUGCAUGCGCGAUAUGCGGGCAGUGGGACCACGCGCUGUGGUUGCUCACCGAGAUGCUGGAAGCCAGGCUGGAGCCGGGCACAAUUAGCUAUAAUGCUGGAAUUCGUGCUUGCGCCAAAGGUGGGCAAUGGUUGCAGGCAUUGUUGUUGCUCAGGGGAAUGAAGUCAACGAUGUUGGUACCAGACGUUAGUAGCCUUCUUGGUGCAGCCAGUGCAUGCGAGCAGGCCUUGCGGUGGCAGCAUACGUUGUCGUUGCUAGAUGAAGUAGGGCAAGCGAGAUUGCAUCCCUUGUCCUUACACUACAUCGGGCUCAGCGCUUGUGAGCAAGGCAGGCAAUGGCGGCAGGCAUCGCCAUUAUUUCGUGGCGUUUGGGCAGACGGUGACCAGCUCCGCCAGUGCUGGAGUCGGCGCACGCAGAAAGAUUGGCCGCUCAAUCAGACACUGUUGUUGGCCACAGAGCCCGUGCGUGCAGCACGACCAUGGAUGUAGUAUAGAGUAUAGGAAUGGAGGUUGGCUCGGCGUCAGCACCUUGAGGCCAAGCAGUGCAAUCCAGAUGGCUAAAGUUCGAGAUUCGGGGUCUUGGCGCUGAGGUCUCGUUCGUGGCUCGGAUCGAGGGGCUUGGGUCUGAGCUUUUGAUUGCUAGCUGCUGCUGCUUCUGUUGCUGCUGCUGCUGCUGCUCUUCAUCAUUUCAGGCAGGUCAGCUAAUCGAGCG
Prorocentrum cordatum is the source of this 2331-nucleotide messenger RNA. NCBI's taxonomy places the organism in Eukaryota, Dinophyceae, Prorocentrales, Prorocentraceae. The record is from the annotation of a GenBank genome assembly.